This is a messenger RNA of Aspergillus heteromorphus CBS 117.55, 1445 nucleotides long. Its product is annotated as putative cell cycle control protein (Cwf23). The record is from RefSeq and is a predicted model, not a curated record. The transcript has a single exon. Gene Ontology annotation, molecular function: nucleic acid binding. Lineage: Eukaryota; Fungi; Ascomycota; Eurotiomycetes; Eurotiales; Aspergillaceae. Gene Ontology annotation, cellular component: spliceosomal complex. Gene Ontology annotation, biological process: spliceosomal complex disassembly. The coding region runs from base 66 to 1370 and encodes 434 amino acids.
CUGCGCUCCCAUCUCUAUACUCAACUCCCCCCUCUCCCCCCUCUCCCUCCUCCCACCACAUCACCAUGGCCUCAACCGAUGACCUCAAGGCCCACGCGGCCUCCAACCAAGACUUCUACGCCCUCUUCGACAUCUCCCCCGCCGCCGCCGAGUCCGAAAUCCGCCGCGCCUACCGUCGAACCGCCCUCAAGUACCACCCCGACAAGAUUGCCAACCCCACCCCCGCCGACAUCGACAAGUUCCACGUGCUCCAGAUUGCCUACGAUGUGCUGUCCGACCCCGCCGUGCGCCAGCUCUACGACAAUGCGCGCGAGGCCCGCGAGCGCAAGAAGCGCGAGCGCGAUUUGAUGGAUGCGGCGAAGAGGAAGAUGCGCGAGGAUCUGGAGGCCCGCGAGCGCGCCGGUGCCGCUGCCAUGGGUGCUCAGCCGCAACGCGGCGUGAAACGGUCCUGGAUGGGCGCGGAGGCCGGUGGCGAUGACGAUGCGGAGGCAAAGCUGCAGAGGGAGAUUGAUCGCAUCGCGGAGGACGGGCGGCGGCGACGACGUGAGGCGGAGGACCGGCUUAAGCGUGACAUGGAGGAGGAAGAGAAGAUCAUGCGCCAGGAAGAAGAGGAGGCGCAACGCGCCGCGGAUAGGAGCAGCCAGAAGGUGGAUCGCUCGCAAGACGGCGGCACGAAUGUUCCGGAGCUGGAACGCGGUGUCAAGGUGCGCUGGGUGCGUGAAGGCCGCGGAUGGGACUUGGAUAAGGAUCGUCUGAUGUCGCUGUUCGGGUCGUUUGGGAAGAUCGAGAAUGUGCUGGUUCUCAAGGACAAGCGACAGCGACUGGGGGAUCACCGCGAGAAGAAGACCGUCGCGACGGGCGUGGUGAUCUUCGCUUCCAUCGUCAGUGCCCACGCCGCCGUCCUGGACAGUGAGAAGAAACGCCAGAGUGCCGGGGCCAGCAGCGACAGUGACUGGUCGGCUGUUGAAUCGGUCUUCUGGGCAUCAGGCAGUCAGCCCGAUCUGGGCGCGCAGGCAAACGGCGCAUCUACACCUCCCGAGCAGAGCACUGCGGCACCGAAGACCACUGCCCCUUCGAGACCGUCCUUCAAUUUCGCCGGGUUGAAGGCAGGAUCUGGCGACGCCAGCAAGAAGCCCAGAAAGGCACCCUCCUUCGGCUCCUUCGCUGCGGCGGCUGCAAACUCGGCGAAACCUGCGCCGUCUGCUGGGCCUGCGAAUGGGUCGAGCACCCCAAGCAUGGAGGAGCUGACCCUGAUGCGGUUGAGAAACGCACAGCGAGAGAAGGAACGCAAGGCCCUGGAAGAGCAGCUGAGACGAGAAGACGAAGCGGCAGAUGCCGCCGAGGCUGCCGCGGCCGAGGCACAGAGCUGAGGGCGAUCCAUGAGUGACCGAGAAUGACUUGUCGUGUACAGUAUAGAUAGUAGUAGACUUUUCCAUAGCAUAGAG